Messenger RNA from Eublepharis macularius, 1683 nucleotides. RefSeq names its product integrator complex subunit 15 (gene INTS15). The transcript is spliced from 6 exons. Bases 117 to 1469 code for a protein of 450 amino acids. The record is from RefSeq and is a predicted model, not a curated record. Lineage: Eukaryota; Metazoa; Chordata; Lepidosauria; Squamata; Eublepharidae.
UGUUUGGUCCUCGGCGGCCGCCGUCUGAGACCCCUUCUGCGGCCAUGGAGGCUGGAGCUGGGCAGUGAGCGUGGAGCGGCGGGAUUUAGACACGCGUCUGGGAGCACGUGUGAACAAUGAGUGACAUUCGCCUUUCUUUGUUGCGCCGCGACGCCUUGAGUGCCGCGAAGGAAGUGCUCUAUCACCUGGACAUCUUCUUCAGCAGCCAGCUGCAAAGCGUGCCGCUGCCCAUCGUGGACAAGGGCCCCGUCGAGCUGCUGGAGGAGUUCGUCUUUCAGGUGCCCAAGGAACGCGGCUCCCCUGCUAAGAGACUGAACUCGCUUCAAGAGCUUCAGCUGCUGGAGAUCAUGUGCAAUUAUUUCCAGGAGCAGAGCAAGGACUCUGUCCGGCAGAUCAUUUUCUCCUCCCUCUUCAGCCCUCAAGGGAACAAAGCCGAUGACUGCAGAAUGACUUUGCUGGGCAAGCUUGUCUCAAUGGCAGUAGCCGUGUGCCGAGUGCCUGUCCUGGAAUGUGCAGCUUCAUGGCUGCAGCGAACCCCAACAGUCUACUGCGUGAGGCUGGCCCAGGCCUUAGUGGACGACUACUGCAGUUUGGUGCCAGGUUCCAUUCAAACCCUGAAGCAAAUAUUCAGUGCCAGCCCUCGCUUCUGCUGCCAGUUCAUCACUUCGGUCACCAUGCUUUAUGACAUGUCCUCAGAUGACCUCAUCCCCCCUCCGGACUUGCUAGAAAUGGUUGUUUCUUGGAUCUUUGAAGACCCACGUUUGAUCCUAAUCACCUUCUUAAAUACGCCCAUUGCAGCUAGCCUGCCAAUAGGAUUUUUGGAGCUCACCCCUCUUAGUGGCUUGAUCCGCUGGUGUGUGAAAGCCCCCCUGGCUUACAAGCGGAAAAAGCCUGCCCUGGCAAACGGCCACCCCAACGGCAAGCUUGCCAAGAGCUCAGCUCCAGCCUCUGAUCAAGACUGUCAGCCCUUGUACUCCAAACUGCACCUGAGCGUCCUUCAGGUCUUGAUGCUGCUGCAGGGGCACUUAACGGAGAAGAAUCUAUAUGGCCGCCUGGGACUGGUGCCCUUUGACCAUGUGGUGUCUCUCGUGGAUGAAAUUAGCAGGCUCUCUGACGAACUCAAUCCGUUGAAUGCCUCCCAAGAGGUGGAGCUGGCUCUCGACCGGCUGGCUCAAGCCCUGCAGGUGGCCAUGGCAGCUGGAACAUUUCUGUGCACGAGAGAGGACCUAAGGACAGUCUGCUCCAGACUACCACACAACAACCUGCUCCAGCUGGUGAUCUCUGGUCCAGUCCAGCAGCCAGCACAUGCUGCCCUGCCGCCAGGGUUCUAUUCCCCCAUCCAUACGCCUCCACUGGGAUAUCCAACUCAUGCAGCACACCCUGCAAUCCCAGCACAUCCGGCUCUUCCGGCCCACCCCGUACAGACUUUCAUACCAGGCAUGGCAUUUCCCUACCGGCCCAUCCACUAAAAGAACUUCUUCGAGGCUCUGACCAGCGAAGCUCUUCUCCUUCCACUGGGAGCCCAUACACAGAGGACCAAAUGCCCUUGGAAAAUAUUUUUUCUCUGCCUUUAAUGCCGCCGCAUGGUAUCUUGAGAGAGUUCUUCUUUACCAAGAGUGAACCAGUGGCGCUAGAUACUGAAACAGGACAGCCUUUUUAAAAUAAAUCCUAUUGUAUAUAUAA